Molecule: messenger RNA, 1286 nt
Organism: Etheostoma spectabile (orangethroat darter)
Lineage: Eukaryota; Metazoa; Chordata; Actinopteri; Perciformes; Percidae
Product: ubiquitin-conjugating enzyme E2 Q2
Exons: 13
Coding region: 103-1239 (378 amino acids)
Source: RefSeq, a predicted model, not a curated record
CACGCUAAUGUACGAGAUCCGUAGACCCGACUUAACUGCGCGGUCACAUUCCGCCCCGACUUCCCCUCUGCCAGCGGCCUGGUGGUUUGAGAUGAGUAGAAGAUGUCGGUUUCGGGGCUGAAGGCCGAAUUGAAGUUUUUGGAGUCUAUUUUUGACCCAAACCACGAACGAUUUAGAAUAAUAGACUGGAAACCCGAUGAACUUAGUUGCCAAUUUAACGUAACAGGAGAGAAGCUGCUGAUCAUUCACUGCAACAUCACGGAAGCCUAUCCCUCAACACCCCCAAUAUGGUUUGUUGACUCUGAUGACCCUUGUCUGGCUGAAGUGUUGGAGCGCCUAGAAGAUGUGAGAAAAGGCACCACAUUGCUUCUUCAGCAGUUGAAGCGCCUCAUUUGUGAUCUCUGUCGGCUUUACAACCUGCCACAACAUCCAGAUGUAGAAAUGCUUGACCAGCCUCUUCCCGCUGGCCCGAUUACCCAGGAGCGAAAGAAUGGGCCAUCAGAUGAGGUGACAUCUGAAGAGGAAGAAGAGGAAGAAAUGGCAGAGCAGGACAUUGAUCUGGACCAAGACCUGGACCAUUAUGACAUGAAAGAAGAAGAGCCAGUUGAUGGGAAAAAGUCAGAAGAUGACGGGAUAGAAAAAGAGAAUCUGGCCAUCUUGGAGAAGAUUCGUAAAAACCAGAGACAGGAUCACUUGAAUGGUGCAGUGUCCGGCUCCGUGCAAGCCUCAGACCGCCUAAUGAAGGAACUCAGGGAGAUCUACAGAUCACAGAGUUACAAGACAGGUAUUUAUUCAGUCGAACUAGUCGGGGACAGCCUUUAUGAAUGGCACGUCAAGUUAAGGACGGUAGACCCAGAUAGUCCAUUACAUAGUGACUUGCAGGUCUUGAAAGAAAAGGAAGGAGUGGACUACAUUCUGCUCAAUUUCUCUUAUAAAGAUAACUUUCCUUUUGACCCACCUUUUGUACGGGUUGUCUCACCUGUGCUCUCCGGAGGUUAUGUUUUAGGAGGAGGGGCUUUGUGCAUGGAGCUUCUCACAAAACAGGGCUGGAGCAGUGCCUAUUCCAUAGAAUCUGUCAUUAUGCAGAUAAAUGCAACUCUGGUUAAAGGAAAAGCCAGGGUGCAGUUUGGAGCCAAUAAGAACCAGUACAAUCUUGCCAGAGCACAACAGUCGUACAAAUCCCUUGUGCAAAUUCAUGAAAAGAAUGGCUGGUACACACCACCUAAAGAGGAUGGAUAAGGAGCUACUACCACUAUGCACUGGGAACAUGUCUUUGGGUCAAAGUA